This is a messenger RNA of Girardinichthys multiradiatus, 2352 nucleotides long. RefSeq names its product small integral membrane protein 18 (gene smim18). The coding region runs from base 1199 to 1513 and encodes 104 amino acids. The record is from RefSeq and is a predicted model, not a curated record. Lineage: Eukaryota; Metazoa; Chordata; Actinopteri; Cyprinodontiformes; Goodeidae. The transcript is spliced from 2 exons.
AAAAGCAAGCUGUAUGGACAGAAAGAUGGAGACAAAAGGUUUGGUGUGAAAUGUUCUUGAUGGCGAAAAAGUUAUAAAAAUCUAAUCAGUGUCACGUUUUUCCUAAAAUGCGGUGAAAUGUGAGUUAUUUCAGAUACUGCUACAAAUAAAUAAAGACAAGUUGAGAUGAACUAAUGUUCGAACGUGGCAGCUUGCGUGUUUCAAAUAAGAAGUUUGAGUUUUACUUUUACUUUGAAAUAUAUAACAUUUUUCAGGUGGAAAGAAAACUGACAUUUUUAAAUACACAGAAUUCAAAAAAACAUUAACCGAAUAAUUGGAAAAAAAAAAAAGAAAAAGAAAUUGGUUGCAAUAAAUGCAGUGUGUUUCCGAACUUAACUGCUCAUGACAAAUAAUGAUUAAAUAAGAUUUCAAUAAAAUUAACUUGAUCAGGACUGUUUCUGUCUUAAUUACAGCAAUCAAACUGGAAAAUAAUGCGCCAAGAAGCAUUUGACUGAAUAAAGGAACAGGAAUAAGUUUGUACAAUUUUAAAUUGAGGAUCAACAUAAAUUCUCCAAACUGGUUAUUAUCUUAGCUACAAAAACAUGUAGAUGUACUAAUAAUCACCAGUUGUACAAAAAGGAGGCACAUAAGGCAGUGCAAAUAUUUAGCACACUAACCUGCUUUGAAACAGUUAACCAAAUACAGGAUCCAGGAACAAGGGAGAAUCUAACUGGAAUUGUAUGAACUCCAAUAAAUGAAGUCUAUUCUCUGUUAAGAGUCUAGUCAUGCCGUCCACCCCCGCCCCACUUGUCCAGGUCUGGACCGAGUUCUCACCAAUCACAGAUGAAAACAGACACUGAUUCAUAAAUGAUUCACAGUGUGGGCAGGAGGCUCUGUGACUGUUAGCUGAACGGUGGGCAGGACGCUGAGAUUCUGAUAGCUCAGCUAACAAAUGGCACGGGGGCAGGGGCGGACGGAAAGAGCCAAUGAUGGGGAGAAGCCCGAUCUGUUUAGGAGAUGCAUGCAGAGCUGCAAGGAGUGGCGGAGAAGCAGAGCGGGUGCGCGAGCGACAGCUGAAGGUGCACAAGUGUGCCGAGGAGAGCAGGUUGAUGUGUGAUUGUGAAACGGGAAGACACAAGAGACGGGGGGAGAACUGAAAGCAGGAGCGUUCAUCUCUUAUCGAGCAUCUUUGAGAAGCUGAGCCAGACGAACAGAGAACAUGGCCAACAUCACAAACACCAUCCACCCAAGUAGACUCCCUGAGGCACUCCCUCUGUCCCGCGUCUCCCUACAGGUACAAGAAGUCUACCCCUUCCACGAUGGCUGGAACGUUGCCUGUUUCAUCAUCCUUCUGCUUUUCAUCCUCACUGUCCUUUCCCUGGCAGCCUUGGCUGUCCUCUACGAGCUACUGGACUGUGGGUGCUGCACUAAAGGGAAAACACACCACCAGCUACAGGAGGAGGGGCCAGGAAGCUGUGGCAAGCUCAUGACCAACAUUUGCAAGGAGCCAGAAUCCCACACUGAGGUGGUAUAGAGGCAACAGAGAUAAAGGAAAAUAGAAUUUUAGGUCUCACUGGAAAAAAGAGGCAAAAAAGGACUAAAACGGUCAGACUGUGGAAAAAUCUAAUAAUGGUAAUAUAAUGACCAGGAUUUUCUUUUUCCAAUUUCAAUCAACAGGAUAUUUUCCUGCACCUACUGUAAAAAUGUAUAUUACACAUGUAACGCUAGGAGAAAUAGAAAGCAUGACUGCUGACAGUGUUGCUUAAAAUUGUUUUGCCAUGGCAAUGAAUUUAUUUUUUUUUAAAUAUAAAAACAAGUCUGUGAAAGAAAGUCUUAUUUAAUUGACCAUUUUUCAGACUCAAAAGACUAUAUGGUUGCAUGCCCAAAAUUCUGGUGAUCACUGCUUUGGAAAACAAGUGUUUUUUCCUUUAACACAUUACCUGCUUGACAGUCAGUGACAUCAACAUAAAUACCACUGCUUCAUUAGCUCAAGACAAGUUUGGUAGCUGAACAGUGACAUAUUUUAUUGUGUCAGUCCUUAUGCCUUACUAGAAACUGCCUAAACAACCUUCACUAAAAUAUGUGGGUUUUUAUUCGCCGUUUAAAAACUGACUGGUGCUUGGCAUGUAAAUUGUGUGGGAAUAUUUUGUUGGAACUGUUUGCAUGUAUAAAAUUAUACAAUCUGUAAGGUUUCCAAUGGAAAGAUCAGAUUCCUGCUGUAAAUAACUUUAGAUGAGCUUUCCAAAGCCUGCUGAUUGCAUCUGCCAACAACUCAUUUAUUAAGAGACCAUCUUCAACAAAGAGUGUCAGUGUGUUAUUAAAAUGUAAUGUCCAGGUCAUUUUACUCUCAAUAAAUUCCCACUUCACAGACAA